Raphanus sativus (radish) is the source of this 1559-nucleotide messenger RNA. Its product is annotated as exosome complex component RRP45A. Lineage: Eukaryota; Viridiplantae; Streptophyta; Magnoliopsida; Brassicales; Brassicaceae. The coding region runs from base 178 to 1413 and encodes 411 amino acids. The transcript has 8 exons. The record is from RefSeq and is a predicted model, not a curated record. Gene Ontology annotation, biological process: U4 snRNA 3'-end processing; exonucleolytic trimming to generate mature 3'-end of 5.8S rRNA from tricistronic rRNA transcript (SSU-rRNA, 5.8S rRNA, LSU-rRNA); nuclear mRNA surveillance. Gene Ontology annotation, cellular component: nuclear exosome (RNase complex); cytoplasmic exosome (RNase complex).
UUUCCCAGUCGCCGCCGAGCACCGCCGUCUUGUUGCAGAAAAAUCUCAUUCUUCUCCGCGUCUUCUCUCUUUCCUCGGACGGGUCGAGCAUUAUAAGAGCCUCUCUCGCUUCCAAAGCCAUAAACUCUAAAACCCUUGUCUGUUUCUUUUCAUCACAUUAGGUAGACAUAGCAAAUAAUGGAGGGGAGAUUGGCUAAUAUGUGGAGGUUGACAGUGAACGAAAGUAAGUUCGUGGAAACUGCGUUGCAAUAUGAGCUCAGAGUCGAUGGUCGUGGUCUUUAUGAUUACCGCAAGCUUACUAUUAAGUUCGGAAAAGAGUAUGGUAGCUCAGAAGUUCAGCUGGGUCAGACUCAUGUGAUGGGUUUUGUGACUGCUCAGUUGGUACAACCUUACAAAGACAGACCUAACGAAGGAUCUCUCUCUAUCUUCACUGAGUUUUCUCCUAUGGCUGAUCCAUCGUUUGAGCCUGGUCGCCCUGGAGAAUCUGCAGUGGAGCUGGGACGUAUUAUAGACCGUGGUCUAAGAGAAAGCCGUGCGGUAGAUACAGAGUCACUCUGCGUUCUAGCUGGAAAGAAGGUCUGGUCUGUUCGCAUUGAUCUUCACAUUUUGGACAAUGGAGGGAACUUGGUUGAUGCUGCAAAUAUUGCUGCGUUAGCAGCGCUCAUGACGUUUAGGAGACCAGACUGCACUGUAGGAGGGGAGAACAGUCAAGAAGUUAUCAUACAUUCACUAGAGGAACGGGAGCCACUCCCACUGAUAAUACAUCAUCUCCCCAUAGCCUUUACGUUUGGAUUUUUCAACAACGGCAACAUUGUGGUAAUGGACCCAACUUACGUAGAAGAAGAGGUUAUGUGUGGGAGAAUGACUGUGACUGUCAAUGCUAAUGGCGAUAUAUGUGCAAUCCAAAAACCAGGAGAAGAAGGCGUGAACCAGAGUGUAAUCCUUCAUUGCUUACGUCUUGCUUCUUCAAGAGCAGCUGCAACAACAAAGAUUAUUAGAGAAGAGGUUGAAGCAUAUAACCGUGAGAAGAACUUACAGAAGGUGAAGCGACAUUCUACUUUGGCUAAAUCUGAAGUUUUUGGACCUAUUGUGGUUGUGAAGGAGGGACAUAAGAAGUCUUCAGAUGAGGAUAAAUCUGCAGAGAUAUCUCAGGAACAUGUCGAACUAAAGAACAGCAAGGAACAAGAAGCUGUUGCCUCUCCUGCCACUUUCAAAGGACCUGAAACUUGUUCUGUUUCUUCUGAUCCAGCGAUCAAGGGAAAGGCGAACGACUCUGGAGAUGCUCAGAAAGAAGUAACCGGAGAUGUAGAGAUGGAAGAUACACCUGAGGUUACUAAACACAAGGAUGGAGAGAAGACACUCAGAGAUGCUGUCAAGCCUAAGAAGAAGAAGCGGAAAAACAAAAGCACUUGAAAGAAGUUUGAUGUUAGCAUUUAACUACAUAAGAAAGAGCACAAAGUGAUUUGUUGUUUAGCACUUAAUUAUAUUGUUAUUUGUUUCUUAUUUUUGAAUUAUAUACAUCACCCUCAAUUACUCAAAAAAAAAUCACUAUCUAUUCA